CCUGCCCAUCAUGAUCAGGCUGACUUAGUUCGCUGUUCCUCAACCCAAUCUACAGAAGGAGAAAUUAUCACUCAGACAAUAAGACUUGCAACCCAACCAUGUGCAUGAGAUAUCCUUGUAUUACAUGUGAUGAUCUGAUUGCUGCUCCCUUCUUGUUCACAAUAUAUCAAAUAGGGCGGCAAAUUUCCUGUAACUCUACUAUUUCCACGCAAAUCAUCUCGUUCUCAUCGCCACCAAAUAACCACACGCUAAAUCAAAAUCAAGGAAAAUGGCUACUAACAUAGUCAAUCAGUCCUUGAUUGAGAUUUCCAUCGCCACAUCUCCUAAUAACCUCGAGGCCGUCCCCGGCCUUCUGACGGAUCUUAAGACAGGCGUUAGUGCGCUCUCUGCCGGCAGCCGCGAGGCCCGCCACGAUAUGCUCAUCAAAGCUCGCACUCUGGUCCAGUCUUUGGAGACCCCCCGAGAGACUAUGUUGAAGCAUUGCUGGGCGCAGACUGGUGCUAUGUCUGGUCUUAUCUUCGGAGUUGACACCGGGCUGUGGAAGUUGAUGGCCGAGAAUGGUGAAAAGCCUCAGAAGGUCAGCGAUCUGGCUACGAGCCUCGCGGUCGAGCCACUGCUCUUACGCCGCAUUAUGCGCCACCUUGGUGCCAUGGGUUACAUCACAGAGACAGGAUUCGACGAGUAUAUGCCUACUAAUUAUAGUAAAGCGAUGAGCAUUCCCAUUAUUAGCGAUGGAUAUAUUGCAAUGAUAUCUGGCACCAGCGCUGGGCCAAUCAAGUUUCACGAAUUUGCGCGUAAACGCAGCUUCAGAAACCCUACUGAUGCAAAGGAUACAGGCUUAAUGUAUGCCUAUAACACGGAUAAGGACUUUUUUGAGUGGCAGCGGUCUCUCGGUUAUGACCAGUAUUUUAACCAUCACAUGGGAGGAUAUCGUCAGGGGCGUCCACCGUGGAUGGCACCUGGGUUCUACCCGGUACAAGAGAGACUCAUUGCUGGCGCCGAUACCCAUUCGGAUGCGCCAUUUCUUGUGGAUAUUGCGGGCAAUCUUGGCCAUGACCUUAUGGAAUUUCACCGCUAUCACCCUGAUGCGCCGGGUCGAUUAAUCCUGCAGGACUUGGCCGUUGUCAUUAGUAAGAUUGAGGAUUUAAGUCCUGCCAUUACUCCCAUGGCCUAUGAUUUCUACACAGAACAACCCGUCAAAAAUGCCCGCGCAUACUAUAUGCAUACUACUCUGCAUGACUGGCCUGAUGAACCUUGUGUGAGAAUCCUCUCCCGAGUCACUGAAGCUAUGAAGCCGGGUUACAGUAGACUUUUAAUCAACGAGAAUGUUAUGCCUCCAUUUGGCGCUCACUGGGAGACAACUGCAAUGGAUAUGCAGAUGCUUAGUCUCCUCAGUACGAUGGAGCGCACUAGGGCCGACUGGUACCACCUGUUAGAAGAUUUAGCCGGAUUGAAGAUAGUGCAAAUUUGGAGCGGCGGCAGUGGUGUUGAGAGCCUGAUUGAGUGUGAGCUACCCUAUUACGAUCGUGACUAAGUGCAAGGAAGGAUCAGGUGUUCUCGUUUCUUUACUGACCAGAGUGAUAAUUCCUUUGCUAUUCUUUCAGGCUCAAGCUGAGAUAGUAUUAUACUGCCUUCAUCGCCCAAGUCGGAAAGAGCAAGUCCGCUGGUGUGUUCACCAAUGGUGCAAUGUAUAGGCGUCAACUAACUGGCCAUGAGAGUAAAAGUCUCGCUGGUGGUUGUCUCUGAUAAAACCAAAGAAUAAUCUUGGUAGGUGGGCGAUUACGGAGGGCAAUGGACUCACCAUAUGCCGUUUACCUGUUCAUAGUGGCCUCCUCUAGCAUAAUAUUGCCUCUGUGGGAUCCUUAAAUUGCCAAGGGCUGUGGGAAUUACCUGGCAUAAGUAAUGACGGAUUAAUAGUAACUAUGAUUUAUU
Molecule: messenger RNA, 1932 nt
Organism: Fusarium oxysporum Fo47
Lineage: Eukaryota; Fungi; Ascomycota; Sordariomycetes; Hypocreales; Nectriaceae
Product: S-adenosyl-L-methionine-dependent methyltransferase
Exons: 6
Coding region: 269-1534 (421 amino acids)
Molecular function (GO): O-methyltransferase activity
Source: RefSeq, a predicted model, not a curated record